Pangasianodon hypophthalmus (striped catfish) is the source of this 5924-nucleotide messenger RNA. It is a transcript of the gene carmil2, whose product is annotated as capping protein regulator and myosin 1 linker 2. The transcript is spliced from 40 exons. NCBI's taxonomy places the organism in Eukaryota, Metazoa, Chordata, Actinopteri, Siluriformes, Pangasiidae. Bases 846 to 5759 code for a protein of 1637 amino acids. Gene Ontology annotation, cellular component: plasma membrane; lamellipodium. Gene Ontology annotation, biological process: regulation of Arp2/3 complex-mediated actin nucleation; cell migration. The record is from RefSeq and is a predicted model, not a curated record. Gene Ontology annotation, molecular function: protein binding.
GAUCUGCUGGGAGGAGAGGUAGAACAUAGCAGGACCUGAGGCAGUACUACAUCAACGACUCUUCAAUCAGACCCCUAUUUCUUGACCUCCAUAUGGAUGGCAUUUACAGAUAAUAGAAAGCGUACCUGGGAAUUGCUCCUUUUAACUAAAAACCCCAAACCUGCCUUUCAUCUGAGUGUUUAAAAAAGAUAACCAAUCAGAAAGAAUCAGUCUAUUGGUUUUGUGAACUGAAUGUAAUCUACUUUUCAGCAGAACAGGAAGCAUGGAGUUCAGGGGGCUUUUUUUUUUUUGCUAUCUUAUGCCAGAGGGUGCUAUUGUGAAAACUGAUUAACCCUUCCUUUGUAGAGAAUGAGGGGAGAAGUAAUCUCAUCAGCCACAUGUUGAUUAGUCUUUGAUGAAAUAAAAUCUAGUAUAUCUAAAACGAGUCAUCUUUAACCAUUUUAUUUAUUCUAAACUGCAUACACUCCAAACACUAAUAAAGUAACUCAAGCCAAUAAACAGAUGCUGAGCAACUGAAAAGUAAUUAAAGAAAAAUUUGACCUGAUGUAGUUAGUGUCUCUAUAGUAAUUCCUAGAGUAAUUUCUUUUUGUAAGCUUUUAUUAUCUAAAAAGCUUGCAGAAGCACUUUGAGAACACAUGUGUAACAUUUGUGUAAUAGGCACCCUUGUGUAGUGUAAGCCUAAAGUUAUCACUUCCUGUCUCAGAGCCUGUGGUUUUUAUACCAUGAGCAUGAAUCACAGUGCAGCAGGAUGUGAGUGUAUAUGUAUUUCACCUGCACUUUGUAAGAACUGCCGUUGCUGGCCUCUUAUGCACCCUGUUCAUGCACACAGAGCAGAUUAAAGUGUGAUGGCGUCUCCAACAGAGGUUCCCUUCUGCCUGAAAGAUGGCAUUAUUCAGCUGCUGAAACCUCAGAGGGUCCAGUUUAUGAGGUUUGUACAACUCAACCAGUCGAGGGAUCGGUCAGAAGGCAGAGUCCUUGUAAUGACACAGUGGAGAGCUACUGUAUUUCACAAUAAGCAGCCAGUGAAGGUGGAGAGCUCCUUCAGCUAUUUAGAGAUCUAUGCCAUCAGCAUUGAGAGUCAUGACCAGGUGACUAUUGAAACGGACAGACAGAUUUAUUCUCUCAGCCUGAUGUCAGUGGAGGAUCUGGAGGCUGUGGUCAGUCAUGUGGCAGCCUCGCUCAAGAAAAUCUUCCCCGAUUCGUCCCCAGGGAAACUAUUAAAGAAGGUCCCUCCUGAUCUUCAGGAGAGGUUGUGGGGUCUGACCUCUAAAGUUGAAGAGCAGCUGAAUGGAGCGCAGAAGCCAUGUGGGGGAUUCUCAGACACAUACGCCGCGCUGUGUGACUUCAACGACUUCCCAUGUCGCGAGGAAGUCCAGUGGGACGUAGACAAUAUCUACCAUGUUCAGAACUGUCAAGAAUUCAACCUUCUGGACUUCAGUCAUUUAGAGAGCAGAGAUCUGGCAUUGGCUGUAGGUGCUCUGUCCUUCAACCAGUGGUUCACCAAGAUCUACAGCAAAGAUUUUAAACUGACACUAGAUGUUCAGGAGCAAGUGAUCUACCUCAUUAGCAGGUCCACAGCUCUGCAGGAACUGAGUCUGGAGGCCAGUGGACUUAAAGUGGAUUUUGCCGUAAAGAUGGCUUGUGCUCUUCAUGACCAACCUGCCUCUGCACUGCGUACCAUCAACCUGUCGUCUAACCCCAUAGAGGAUAAAGGUGUAAUGGCGCUCAGUCAGAGCUGGGCACGACUAUCUCCUGGUCUCAGUCAGCUCUAUCUGUCCAAGGUCUCUCUCUCUCCUAAAGGACUGGGCAGUAUCGCUCAGGUGCUCCACCAGAACAAAUCUUUCUCAAAAUCACUAACACAUCUGGACCUGAGUGGGAAUACAGGAUGUCUGGCUACAGAGGAUGCCGUGAGUCUCUUCAGUUUCCUGUCGGCCCCCAAUGUUGUGUCCCGUCUGGACCUCAGCUCUACUGACUGCCCUUUGGACACCCUCUUUGUGUCUCUCUCUGCUGGUUGCUGCACUACUUUAACCCACCUCAACCUCUCCAAGAACAUUUUCUCACAUAGGAAGGUACGGGAGGUAACACGAAGUGUGAGAGACUUUUUCACAAAGAGCAUGGAGCUAAAGUACGUUGGAUUGUCUGGGACUAGACUACUUCCAGAAGCCCUGAGGUUAUUACUCCAGGGCUUGGCCACCAACAGUUAUCUGUCUGAGCUGGAAUUGGAUAUUAGCAGCUGCGAGCUGAAGUCCAGUGGAGCACAGGUCAUUCAGGAGCACAUCUUUGAGGCAAAGGCUAUCUCCAGCCUGGAUCUAUCUGACAACGGCUUUGAGAAUGACAUGGUGACUCUGGUGCUUUCCAUCGGCCGCAGUCAUUCAAUACGGCACCUAGCUCUCGGACGCAACUUUGCCAUGAAGUCUAGAGCUCUGACAGAUGUUCUGCACCGAAUCGUACAGCUCAUCCAGGAGGAGGAGUGUCCAUUGGAGUCUCUAUCAGUGUGUGACUCCAAGCUGAAGACAGGCACCACCAUCCUCAUCAACAGCCUGGGCAGCAACUCCAGCCUCUCCAAAAUUGAUAUCAGUGGAAACUGUAUUGGAGACACUGGUGCUAAGAUGCUAGCUAAAGCUUUGAUUAUCAACACCAAACUCAAAACACUGGUUUGGGACAGAAACAAUGUGACUGCCACAGGUUUCAUGGAUGUGGCCAACGCUCUGGAGAGGAACACCACACUACAACACAUGUCCAUACCCAUGAGUGAUAUGACUCAGUCCUACCGAACCAACCCAGAGAAGACUGAAGAGGCAAUGAGGAAGAUCCAGAUGUGCUUACGGAGGAACAGUCAGAAGCUGUGCAUUACAUCAGAUCAAAUGCUGAAUCUUCAGCAAGGUCUAAAGACCAGCCGCUCAGAACAGCUAGUGCAGAACUUCUGUCAGAGGCUUCAGGAGACCAUGAGGCCUCUGGCCUGCUACAACAUCCAAGAAGUCCAGACUGAUAUCCUGUCUGCAGAGGAAGCUCUCCAGCAUGCCAGGACAGCCAUUGUAUUUCUACCCAGAAUCUAUGAGUUGGGAAGGUCGACCUCUGCUGGUUCAAUGAUGCAGCACAUUCUGGAUGACGCAGCCAAAGCUAUAACCAGUGAGCUGGCUGGGGAAAUCCAGGAGCAAGCUCAGGCCAUGCUGCAGUCUGCACAGGCCGCCUGCCCUCGGGUCGUCCAGAGGACAAGUGUGAACGAGCAACUGGCCAAUCGCGUGGCCAACAAAACACGGCAGGCUGCCCAUUUUGUCCAGAGCAUAGUAAAACAAGCAGAGAGUAGCAUUGCAGAAAAGCUCAGCGAACUGAAACUGUCAGUCAGCGUCUCUCUGGUGGAGAGUAUCAUCGAAGAAGUUCUGCAGGACUUGUCAGUGGCGCAGCAAAAACUGGAGAAGCAUUUAAAAGAGUACUCGCAGCCCUUAAACAGCAAGACCAAUGUCCCACAGCUGAGAGUGGUGGAGCAAGUGUUCCCUACUGAUGAGUAUGUGUCUGGUAUCUGGAGGAACAGUUUCUGUACCCGGAGCAUCCGUCCUGCCCCAUCUGUCAAAAGUCUGCUGGAGACGGAAGGCGAGCAGCAGGCACGAGCGAGUGCGCAGUCCCAGCAGGAGAUGGAGGGAGACAGAGAGUCAGGAGGAGGAGGAGGAGGGGUGUUGUCAUUGGCGAUAGGCCUGUCUGUCAACACAGGCCACACCCAGCUGGGGAGGGAGGUGGAGUUUGGUGGCUGUGGCGCUGGUCUUGUGGCCGCUCGUAGCAGCAGAGAGCCGCGGCGUCCCGAGCCCUCACCUCCUCAGCCCCCUAUGGACCUGCCCAGCGAAGGCCACACGCUGAGGCACUACACCCGCUCCAGACCCCGACCCAAUCGCCACCACAGGCAGCCACCCAGCAAGCCGCAGGAGCAGGCAGCUGAGAGUGAGAAUGAAGCCAAUGAGAAUAUGGGGAGGGUGGACGAGGGCGUAGAGGAGUUCUUCACCAAGAAGAUCAUCCCUGAUGACCCCCUGAAGCACCAGAGGGAGGACGCCCUCAAUAAAGCACAGUCUGCAGAGUCUACCUGUGGCACCACUUCCCCUCCGACCACCACCUUGACAACCUCCACGCCCUCCACAGCUCCGACAAAAAACAUAAAGAAGAAGUUUGGUGACUUUUUCGCCUUCAAGAAGGUCCGUGCAGGUCGAGGAACCAAAAGCGAGGGUGCACCGGAAGGAAAGGUCAAAAAGACUUCAAUAGCAGACCUCAUCCGACCACUCCGGGAGGCCGCACGUGCGGAGAAAGAGCGCGAGAAGGAAAAGGAGAAAGACAAGGAAAAAGAGCGAGAGAAAGAAAAAGAAAAGGAGAAGGAGAAAUUGGAAGAAGAGAGCAUCCUCAAGGCACCCAGCACUACUCCCACCAUCACAGAUUCAUCCCCCACAGUACCAACUGUAGAUGACAAAAUGGCACCCUCACCCCUCUUCAUGCCACUUUCUGCCCCAUCAGCUGCCCCUGCCUCCACCCCCACCCCUCCCGCCUCCUCGCCUGCCAAAACUGAAGGAGUCCCAACAUUGCCUCCUGCUGCACCCCUGACCCCAAUCAAAACUCCCAGUCCAGUAACAGCCACGUUGCCCUUGGAGGGAGAGAAGAGCCGGACCCUAGAGAAGAGCCGAACCCCUGAUGGAGAGAGGAGACCCAAGGCUACGCGCCGCUCACUUCGAGAGGGCAAAUCUCAGUCCCUUAUCCUGCUUACAGGACUGGAGCCAGGGCAGGACUCUGCAGCUACACAAGCUAAGAAACACUCAUCUGAAAGCUCCUCCACUUUUGAACAGCGGCUCCAUGUUAUGCUGCAUCGCAUGGGGGUCGCCAAGACACCCCCCUUCGACUCCAAAACGAGUCAGAGCAAAGAAGAGGAGCUGAGAAAAGCCAACUCAGAAGGGGCAAUACUGGACAGCCAGCCUGAACCUCCACCCAUGAAGCCACGCACCAUGUCCACCUCUUCAGACACCAGACGGCCGGUGCGAGCAAGCAACACAGAACGCCCGCCACUCCCAGAACGACCUCUAGGCCCUUUACCCCCAAAACCGACCCUCAAACCCACCUUUAUCCCCCCGGGUGAGACUCCUGUGGCCUCCAGAACCAUCUCUCCAAUCCCUAGGCAGCCCAGUCCCUCUCCAGAUACUCCAACAACAGUGGUGGAGAGUAGAACUUCCUCCCAGUCUCAGACAAAGGAGCCUCCAACCCCUUCUCCACGAAAAGAUACACCUCCAGCCCCUUCACCACGUAGGGUGCGUAGCACAGACCCCCAGGAGAGAGCAGAAAGAGCACAGUCGGUUACUGAAGAAACUCUCCCCAAACCGUGGCCUCGCAUGAAGCCCUCACCUCAGCGCCGAGCCGUCUCCGUCCAUGAGGACGCCCUACUCCAGCACGCUGCCCUGCUCGACCCUGAGGAGCUGAAAGCUGCAUUGCCCCGACUCCAGAGGUCACCGAUACGGAAGCGGGUAAACCUGGGAGAGCUGGAGCCCUGCUCGGAGGAUUUGCCUGAGGGAGAGGAAGCUAAAUCAGCAGCGAGAGAACAUCUCAGAGGACAGGCUAAAGAGACAGACAGCACUACUGCCAACGAUGGCCAGCGAGAAAAGAGUCUAGGUGGGAACGGUGAAGAAGAGACCAUCCUGGAGAGGGGGGAGUCGUUCUCUGAACAGCACAUAGCACAGGAAGAGUCAUCAGACCAAAGAACUGAACCCCCCUCACCUGAGACAAACAUGGACUGAGCCCUGUGCAAAUUCUAUUUUCUAUCAUGUCUACCUUUGCCUUGCACGUCAUAUUAUGUACAAAAGAAUGAAUUAUGAACAAAUGUUUUAAAAAAAAAAAAAAAAGAGAGUAAUUCAAUACAUAUACUUGUUAAUAAUUAUUAAAAAGUGAAUACUGUUGUGUCA